AUGGAAGAGCGUGGAGCGCCGCGGAUUGUCGCGCCUAAAGCGACGCGCGAGCACACACCGCUGCCCGAGAUCCGGGCUACCGAUGCAGAGGGUCACGCAAGAGAGCCCGCGACAGGUCAUAGCCUGCCCGUGCGCGACGUGCCGAGCGAGAAGAGCCGCAAGUCGCCCUUGGCGCGCGUCGGACGGCAAGGCAAAAAGAUGCUGCGCAAGGUGACGCACGUUCCUCGCCUCUCGCUGCUGGACAGGACGAAUACGAGCUCGGCGCAGGAUCCGUUCCGUGGCUUCUAUAUAUUGUUCUGGAUCUUUACGGCGCUGCUGGUGCUGAAUGCGUUCAUGGCCUCGUUUCAGUCGACGGGGCAGGUGCUCAGCAUGACAUUUGCGACACUCAUGAGCCGCGACGCUGGUAUCCUGGCGGUGAGCGACGGCGUGCUCGUCCUUUCUACGUUCCUGAGCGUCGCUUUUAUCAAGGUGCUCCACCGCUUCCGCCUGCCGUACGCGGGCGGAAUCUAUGCGCUGCAGCUCCUGUGGUACGUCGGACUGCUCUAUGGCGUAAUUGAGUGGAUCCAAGUGCGCGAAUGGCCCUGGGUCCAGUCUGGCUUCUUUGUGCUGCACUCGCUCGUGAUGAUCAUGAAGGUGCACAGCUACUUGUCGGUGAACGGCAUCAUGUCGGACACUUUUAUCAAGAUGACGCGCCUUGAAAAAGAGCUCGACAAGAAGCUUACAGAGCUGUACCAAUGCGACAUCGACCAGGCCUGGAAACGGGCCGUGGCUGCGACCGGGGUGCGGCCCACGGCCACGUUGGCCGCCGUGCUCGACGACAAUACGCCGACCGAGGACCCAUUCGGGGUGUGGGCCUCGCGCACAAUGCAGGCGAGCAGCUCCAUGGUGCGUGCCCAGGCCGUGCUGCCGAAACUGCACUCCUACCUACCCCGCGCAAUGUCGCCCAUGCCGGAGCACCGCCGGCUGGUCGGCGCGCUGGACUCGGACACGCUGUCGGACCACCCCAAGAAGGAGGAGGUGAAGCUGGAGGACUGCGACUUGCGCGAUCCCCAUCCGUUUGCGUGGCACCCAGACGCGACGGUGCGCGAUCUGGCGAUGCAGAUUGGGCACCAGCGCGAGAAACUCUACGCCGAGCCCGACGGGAUCCAGGACCUCGGCCCAAUGUGGCCGGCCAACGUGACGGUGGCCAAUUUUUGGGACUUUCAGCUGGUGCCGACGCUCGUGUACCAGCUGCAGUACCCCCGCACCGAGCGCGUGCGGCCGCUGUACGUGCUGGAGCGCAUCCUCGCGACCUUUGGCACGUUCCUCGUCGUGUACGUGAUCAUGGUCAACUGGAUCAUGCCCGUCACGCUCACGCCCGUCACGAACCUGCUCGAGGUGUUUGUGCGUCUCGCGAUGCCCAUGAUGCUAUGCUACCUGCUUAUCUUUUACCUGAUGUUUGAGUGUGUGUGCAACGGCUUUGCGGAGCUCACGCGCUUUGCCGACCGCGAAUUCUACCAGGACUGGUGGAACUCGGCGUCGAUGGACGAGUUUGCGCGCAAGUGGAAUCGCCCCGUUCAUCACUUCCUCCUGCAGCAUGUCUAUGUGUCGAUGAUCUUCAACUGGGGCCUCUCGAAGCACACGGCAUCGCUCGUGACCUUUUUCCUGAGCUCGGUGCUGCACGAACUCGUGAUGAUCAUUGUCAGCGGAAAACUACGUGGCUAUCUGUUCUUUGCUCAGAUGUCACAAUACCCCUUGAUCCUCCUUGCUCAGACCCCACUGAUCAAAAACAAUCGCUCGCUGGGCAACCUGAUUUUCUGGGUGGGCCUCAUGAUCGGCUUUCCCCUGCUCAACAUCGCCUACCUCGUCUACUAG
Malassezia japonica is the source of this 1854-nucleotide messenger RNA. RefSeq names its product sterol O-acyltransferase (gene ARE2). The transcript is spliced from 5 exons. The record is from RefSeq and is a predicted model, not a curated record. Bases 1 to 1854 code for a protein of 617 amino acids. Gene Ontology annotation, cellular component: endoplasmic reticulum membrane. Gene Ontology annotation, biological process: ergosterol metabolic process. Lineage: Eukaryota; Fungi; Basidiomycota; Malasseziomycetes; Malasseziales; Malasseziaceae. Gene Ontology annotation, molecular function: ergosterol O-acyltransferase activity.